ACACUAGCUAGGUAACACAGAGAAUUUAUAGAAUUGAUAGUAUAAUUAAGAUGGAGCACUUGGAGGAAGAUGAAGUAGUAGUACUGGAGCCAGUGAGCCCUACUGCUCAGUACUUCACUAGCUCUGUCCUGUCCGUAUCAAAUAUUGGCGUUAUGGAACUCGAAAAUCCACUGAGUGAGUCUCAAGCAAUCUCAUUACUUAAGACUCUCUUCCUCCCCAUCAGCCCGCGCUUCUCCUCUAUUGUGGUUGAAAUCAAUGGAAAGAAACGGUGGAAAAGGGUUGAAGUGAAGCUUGAAGAGCACAUUAGCGUCCCUAUUAUUCCUUCUAACUUAUCAACUGAAUCAUAUGAAAAGUAUCUUGAUGGCUACAUAUCAAAGCUAGCACUAGAAAGAUUGUCACAAGACAAACCCUUAUGGGAACUUCAUAUCCUCAAUUACCCAACAAGAAAUAAUAACGCUGCUUGCAACCUUAUAUUCAAGCUCCAUCACGCCCUCGGUGAUGGCUUCUCUCUCAUGAGUGCCAUUCUUUCUUGUCUACGGAGAGCCGACAACCCUUCUCUUCCCCUAACAUUUCCUUCAAGGCAGAGGUCACAGCAAAUGAGUGAUGAAAGCUUUUUGUCUAGAACUAUCUCAUCAGUCUUCAACACUCUUUCAGAUAUUUGGAGGAGCACCGUGGGGGAAGAUGAUAUAUCACCAAUUAGGUCUGGCAAUGGAAUUGAGUUUCAGCCCAUUACAGUGGCAACUAUGACUUUCUCUCUUGAUCAAAUCAAAUCAAUCAAGAGUAAGCUUGGAGUGACGGUAAACGAUGUUCUUGCUGGUAUGAUCUUCCUUGGCACUCGACUAUACAUGCAAGAGAUAAACAGAAGUUCAAGCAAAGCAAGAGGCACGGCAGUGGUACUGCUGAACACGAGAAUGAUGGGGAAGUAUACUUCAAUCCAGGAGAUGAUGAAACCCGACAGCAAGAUGCCAUGGGGGAAUCAUUUUACGUUCUUGCAUGUACCAAUCCCCAAUUUAUCAUUACCCGAAGAUCACGAUCAUGAUUUUCCCGCUGAUCAAUAUUCAAAUGCCCUUGACUUUGUCUGGGAAGCACAAAAAAUAAUCACUAGGAAGAGAAGUUCUUUAGCUAUUUAUCUCACUUGUAGGUUCUUGGAGUUCCUAAACAAAUUUGGAGGCCAUGAGGCAGCAGCCAGAUACAUCCACAGCACACUGAAGAACACGAGCAUGAUGAUCUCAAAUUUGAUUGGCCCUGUGGAACAAAUGGCUUUAGCUAAUAAUCCAGUUAAAGGAAUGUACUUUCUGGUGUUUGGUUCACCUGAGGGGCUUGACGUAACAAUAGUAAGUUAUAUGGGAAAGGUGAGGGUUGCCUUCAAAAUGGAAAAGGGCCUCAUUGAACCACAAAAGUUCAAGUCAUGCAUGCAAAAUGCAUUUGAGAUGAUACGCAAAGCCUCCGACGAAUAUCCUAUUCCUACGCAGAAAAACUCAAAAACAAUAAAACAUCUUUAAUUUUGUGGCAUUUUCAGUUGCACAGAUUAAUUUGCAAUAUCUGUUUAAGGAAC
This is a messenger RNA of Pyrus x bretschneideri (Chinese white pear), 1555 nucleotides long. Its product is annotated as wax ester synthase/diacylglycerol acyltransferase 11-like. NCBI's taxonomy places the organism in Eukaryota, Viridiplantae, Streptophyta, Magnoliopsida, Rosales, Rosaceae. Gene Ontology annotation, biological process: triglyceride biosynthetic process. The coding region runs from base 51 to 1502 and encodes 483 amino acids. The record is from RefSeq and is a predicted model, not a curated record. Gene Ontology annotation, molecular function: diacylglycerol O-acyltransferase activity; long-chain-alcohol O-fatty-acyltransferase activity. The transcript has 5 exons. Gene Ontology annotation, cellular component: plasma membrane.